This is a messenger RNA of Hyalella azteca, 1909 nucleotides long. RefSeq lists its product as uncharacterized. The record is from RefSeq and is a predicted model, not a curated record. Lineage: Eukaryota; Metazoa; Arthropoda; Malacostraca; Amphipoda; Hyalellidae. The transcript has 4 exons. Bases 62 to 1909 code for a protein of 615 amino acids.
AAGAGAUAAUGACAUAAGCUUUGUAAUUGAUGAGAAUUCUAAAUGGAUUGACCAAAUUUGUAUGGUAGCUCCAAAUUACUUGGAAAUUCCAGCCCCUAUUAUCUUUGCAACAGAAUCUUUUUCACUCCACAAAAAGCCCAAUCAGAGUGCACAACCAUCAUUAGCAAUUAUGAAACUGUUUGAGUCUGUGAAUGUGCAAUUUAAGACGUGUGGCAAUGAAUGCCAAGGACUUCAAGAGUGCUCUUGUUUGAAGAAUGAUCAUGCAAAUUUCAUGAACAUUUUCCGAGAUCAGUGGCGGGCUGCACCUCAGAACAAACUCGUCAGGUAUGGAAGUGCAACAGCACAGUCAUACACCCAUGCAUUUGCACAUUACAUCAGCGCCAACAACAGCACACCAACGUAUCCAGUGAACAUCAUACGGUGCCUUGAAGUCGUCCAGCUCAUGAAGCCGACUCUAGCAGCUACAGAAAGAGUGAUGUCACACGUGGAGAUUGCUGUUAGAAAUAGAUUUGAAUCCCCGGGCUACAUGAAUGAAACAAAAUCUGAUGAAGAAACUGGCAUUGAUACUGUCCACAUUGAAGCUUUUCUCAGAUGUAAUACAAACAUGGUACAGCAUGAUGCUGAUCUGGCAGAAGAGAUUUUUUCAAACCGAAAUGAACAAUCUCUCAAGGAAACCAAAAAAUUCAACUCAAAAAGUUUAACUCACGGCUUGGAACGACUUGAUGGCAACCACAGGAAGAACAUCUUUCAAAAGAAAUGCAAUUUAAAAGAACCAAAAAAGUACAAGAAAAUUAAAACUGAUUGUCUGUUAAAAUUCCCAGAGCUUGAAGAAGUUCCUGACUCAUGUGGUUCAUUCUCAGCUUCAUCGGAGUCCAGACACUACCCUGCAGGGGAUCCGACACCUAUUGUACAACCUGCAGAUAAUGCAGGCCAGCUAUCAGACAUUACUGACUCAAGAGGUGUGGAUGCAUGUGAGGAACCACUUGAAAACCAGUUGUGCCCAAUGGAGAAUGUCAACACAAAUCUCGGAAAUGAAAAUUCACAAGCUACUAAGACAAUGGAAAUUUACUGUAUUUGUGAAAUAAGUAAAGAAGAAAAUCCAACAAAAAAGAAGCCUUGUAAAUGGAUUAGAUGUUGUGGUGGUAAGAAAUGUGAAUCUUACAUUGAAAGAAUGGCUACAAGAAAUGUUGCAGGAGGUAACUGGUUCCACUUGGAGUGUUUGCAGAUGAACAAAAUGCCAAAUGGUCCCUGGUCCUGUAAGAAGUGCAACGAUAAGAAAACUGCCAACUUGAGACAAGACUCGACCAAUUAUAAUACUCAAGAAUGCAGCAUUGUCCUGCAGCGAUGCCCUAAAGAUCCUGAUAGGAGUGUCUGGUGUGCUGAGCAGAGCUUCCCUCAAGUGUCUGCUGCUGAAGUGAAGUCUGAAGCUUCUGAAGCUGCUGCGCCAUCUCUUGUUCUUGAAGCUGCCGCUGACAACACCAACGACGAGUGCGAGGACGGAACUAUGGACGUGGAUGUCAAGGAGGAACCCUUCACCUAUGAUGAGGCACGGGAGCCCCCCAGCCCCGGGUUUGGGGGCCUGCUGGUUGCUCCCCCGUUGUGUGUGCCAUGCAAGAGGGAAGCUCCAAUGGAGGCUCCUGAUGGCCACGACGUCCCUCUGUGUUAUUUGCUCGUCACUGAUGGAGCUGAGGGACAGGCGGCAGAUCGAGGCGUAAACGUCGUUUACGUCGGAGGCGGCAGCGGCGUAAACGUCGUUUACGUCGGAGGCGGCAGAGGCGUAAACGUCGUUUACGUCGGAGGCGGCAGAGGCGUAAACGUCGUUUGCGUCGGAGGCGGCAGAGGCGUAAACAAUCCCGUCAUUCCCAUGACGGAUUUGAGCGCAUUUGGUUAUUGGUUAAUGCCUGCGUGA